Molecule: messenger RNA, 1482 nt
Organism: Suillus clintonianus
Lineage: Eukaryota; Fungi; Basidiomycota; Agaricomycetes; Boletales; Suillaceae
Product: kinase-like domain-containing protein
Exons: 11
Coding region: 1-1482 (493 amino acids)
Biological process (GO): protein phosphorylation
Molecular function (GO): ATP binding; protein kinase activity
Source: RefSeq, a predicted model, not a curated record
AUGGCCACUUUUGCGUCCUCCUUUCACAUCAAUGCCGCUUCACCACUGUCUCAGGCAACACAGGCUACCCCAUUGACAUGGCUGGCUCCAGCAUUUAGUGUUCUAACCAUCCUCAUUAACCUGCUGGCUAAGGCAGAGUCCAACAGGAAUGGCAUGCGACAACUCGAGGAACGCUGCCUCGGUUUCCUUACUGUCAUCAAGAGCGAAGGCGAAAUCAUGGCAGCAGAUGAGAAAAUCAGGCUAUCCUCGAGCGCACAAAGCGCCCUGCAAGGCAUCCUGGACAGAAUGACUCCAUGGUGCUUGAUGUCUCGAGUCAAACUAUUCGUCAAACAGGAUGAACUCGCUGGCGUCAUCCAACAAUGCCACCUUCAGAUAUCUGAUUGUUUAAACAUGUUACAGAUAAAUUCCCACCUCGAGAUCCACAAGUGGCAGUCUGCCUUCGAAGAGAACCAAAGGAUUGACAGCGAACACAUGGUGCAAUAUCUCGGAGACCUCAAAAACACGCAAGAGAUUCUCAUGGACGCACAACUGCAACAGACCACAGUCGUGCACCAGAUCUUGACAGUGAUGCAAGAGAACCUUCCGGGACACGUCUCUACAACCGCUGAACGCGGUCUGGAAAGUAAUUUGUACAAUCUUCUCCAGACUUCCAGGACUUUACUUCCGAACAUGAAUUUGAAACGCGGGGAAGUGAGGCGUACCAGCAAUUAUGCUGUGAAUGGAACGAGCCGGACCGACGUCUGGGAAGGAUGCUACCUUAAUAACGAGAAGGUUGCUAUCAGAGUCCUGCGCGCAGUCUAUGUUACACCUAAAACGCUUAAGAGGUUCAAGACAGAGGCGGAGAUAUGGAGAACAAUCUUCGAAGCGGACAAGGGAGAGCACAUCCUCACAAUAUACGGGUUUUGCCAGAGCGACGGGGAUUAUCCUUACACCGUAAGCCCCUGGAUGUCUAAUGGGACCUUGCAAGACUACAUCUAUGAAUACCCCGAGGUUGACCACCGAUAUAUGUUGAAAGGCAUUGUCGAGGGCAUUAAAUUAUUGCACAGCAUGUCUGUUGUUCACGGUGACAUCAAAGCCCCGGACGGCAGACCACUGCUUUCCAACUUCGGUUUUACAAGGCUCGAGGAGGAGAUCAUGAGCUACUUCGAUGUCAGCAGUGGCAGCACCCUCAAUCAAGAGUCUUUGAGGUGGUGCCCUGCUGAGCUGUGCAAGAGCGGAGGGAAACGUACAAUGGCGUCCGACGUUUACGCCUUUAGUAUGACAGUCCUCGAGCUUAUGACCCACGAAGAACCUUGGAAGUCAGUGCGCCUCGCAACUCAAGUCAUCCUUAAGGUCUGUCAGGGCGAGACUCCACCUCGACCCACAGACCCAGUCGUUGCAGAACGAGGCUUGGAUGACGCACUUUGGGCACUGUUGGAGAAGUGCUGGUGCAUGAACAUGCAUGAUAGACUCACCAUGAAAGAGAUCGCGGAUUGCUUAUGA